UCUCUCUCUCUCUGUCUCCCCUCUUUUUUCUUUUUUAAGAGUUUAUUAUCAUCAACAGAGGCGCCGUUGUAGGGGUUAAUUUAACGCCGAGUUGGGCAGCGUCAGGGCGCACACAGUGGAGUAGUUGUGCCUAUCACUCCCUCAGAGGCGAUGCCCUUUUAUGGAAAGGUCCCUUGUCACAGAGGACAGACGGCGUUCACAGUCGGGACACAGGGACACAAGGAGAACAACUACAUUUUAAAAGGCUCCAUUCUUUUCCAGCUGCCGCUGGGUGUUGACUGUGGGUGUUUGAGAGGAUCGUUGUUGCCCGGAGAAAAAAGUACAGAAGAAGAAUACGCGCCGUGAACGAGUUGGUGGAAUUUUAUGGACUGGGUUACUACAGUGCAGUCGAUGCUGUCAACCACUACACCUCUGUCUGCAUUCCCGUCGCUACUAGGCUUGUUUUGGAUGCGGAGCUGAACUUUUACGCGUUAUUUUACGCACUGAUAUAUGUUUUUUUAAAUCAUUGACUACUGAACAGGACAGUGCCAUAAUGAACUCUGUGUCCCCAGUUCCUGCGGGGUAGCGGUCUGAACACGUUAACCUCAAAAAGAAGUAAACCUUUCGUUACCUGCCUAAAGGAUGCCAAUUGAUAAACACUCAAACAUGGAGGAAAAACUGUGGAUACUGGAGGAUCUCAAUAUGAUGUACAUUCGUCAGAUUGCGCUCAGUUUGCAGGACAGUGACAUUCAGAAAAAGAUUGACCAUGAGAUACGAAUGCGUGAUGGAGCCUGCAAAUUGCUGGCUGCCUGCUCCCAAAAAGACCAGGCUUUGGAAGCAGCAAAGAGCCUACAGACAUGCAGCACUCGUAUCAUGGCCUACAUGUCAGAACUGCAGAGGAUGAAAGAGGCUCAGGUCAUGCAGAAAGUCACACGCAGAUCAUCAGAUGCAGGACCGAUGGACGACAGGCUUCCGUGCAAAGGAAAAGUCGCCAUCUCAGAUCUCCGGAUCCCUCUCAUGUGGAAAGACACGGAGUACUUCAAGAACAAAGGAGAGCUUCACCGAUGUGCAGUUUUCUGCCUGCUGCAGCUGGGAGAAGAAAUCUUUGAUACAGACAUGGUGAUAGUAGACCGGACACUGACCGAUAUUUGCUUCGACAACACUAUUGUAUUUACUGAAGCCAGCCCAGGUUUUGAGCUGCGGGUUGAGUUGUAUAGCUGCUGCUCGGAGGACGACUAUUCUGCAGGGAGCACACCAAGGAAACUAGCCAGCAAGCUGAGCUCUUCACUAGGUCGAUCAGCUGGCAAGAAACUCCGGGCAGCCAUGGAGCCUGGACCAUGUAGUCCUGUAAGCAACGGUGGGGGAGCCCCUCUCCUGCUGCCAGUUCCCUCUGUACCGGGCCCUAAGUACCAUCUCUUAGCUCAUACCACACUGUCACUGUCACACGUCCAGGACAGCUUUCGCACGCAUGACCUCAUCAUUUCAGGCAACGAAGAGUGUUCAUACUGGCUGCCGCUCUAUGGCAGUAUGUGUUGCCGCCUGGCAGCUCAGCCUCACUGUAUGACCCAACAGAUGAUGAGCGGGUGCUUGAAAGUUAAGCAGCAGUGUGGAGGUGACCCUCAGAGUUGGACAAAAGUGCACGCCGUUCUCAAAGGAACAAGCCUUUUCUGCUACUACCGGCAAGAAGAUGUGGAGGCUAACGUUGAGCCAGCUUUCACUAUAGGCAUCAACAAGGAGACCAGAAUACGUGCGUCAGAAAAAGACCCUCUCAGUAAAGUUCAGAAUAUCUGCAUCAGUAACCAGUACGGAGGGGAGGAGGUUACACACACUGUGACCACAGACAGCCGCGAGGAGACACAUCGCUGGAUGGAGGCCUUUUGGCAACAUUUCUAUGAUAUGAGCCAGUGGAAACAAUGCUGUGACGACUUAAUGAAAAUUGAACUCCCAUCGCCAAGAAAACCAGCUCCUAUCACACCAAAACAAGGCUCUCUGUAUCACGAAAUGGUUAUUGAGUCAUCUGAUGACCUCAGCAGCACUGUGUCAGACAUCCUGGCUCGGAGAAUGCAGGAGCUGGAGCUCCGUAGCCAGCUAGGCACCUCUCCCACCUGGAUGUCUGCGUUUGAGGAGAGCAGCGCCAGAUGUACUGGCCGCCCUCAUCACUGUACUCGCAUGUCUGGCCACAGCCCCUGCACCCCUCAUCGACUGCCUCGGAGCCCCGUGAGCCCUCACCGCUGCCCGCAGCUUGGUCUGCUGUCCUCAGACGCAAGUCUGACCUCAGAUAGCGACAGCCACUGUAGCACCAGUCCCUGCUCUCAGCACCAUGGCUGGCCCGAACCCGCUUCCAGCUUCUCUCUUUUGUCGUCUUCGCCAUCCCGUCUGAGGCCACGCACUCUUUCACUGGAUGCUAAGCUCAGCACCCUUCGAGGGAGAGGGUACGGAGGUGGAGGGACCUUCCAGUGUUCUUGCCAGCCUCCUCCCUCAUCGCUGCUUGCUCCCCUCCCCAUCUCCGCUCGCUCCCCUCGGUCACAGCACAGCACACAAACCACACUAUCCUGCUCCAGCUCCACCUCAAGCAACAGCUCCAGCAACAGUGAGGGCAGUCACAGCCCAGAGUCAUCUGAGGGAGUCCCCUUCUCUAGGCCUUCCCCAGCUCGACGCAGCCUAAGAAACCUCAGGGCCAAACUUGAUCCUCGCAACUGGCUCCAGAGUCAGGUGUGAACUUGUUUCCUGAUAAGAUCUUUGUUUUUUUUUUUGGCUUGCCUAAAGGCAACAUUAAACCAUGGUUUAACUAGCUUAACACAUGUGAACCAAACUCAGGCAAUCUGCGAUGCCACAUGCACAGCCCUGAGGAGGAUGCCUCUGGCCUGGCUCCUGGUGGAGGACGGGUCAUGGAAGACCCUCCUUGGACAAACUGGAAUGUCUUCUAACAUAAAAGACAGGUGACAAUCACUGCAGGAGUCUCUGACAGUUGCUUGGUUGCCACAAUGUUUGAAAACAGUCCAAAACUAAAUGGGAGGUACUCUGCUUGCUUCGAGAAUUGGCAGUAAUGCUGCUUGGGAGAAGGUGAUGCUAACAGCUAAGGACGUACUCAGAUUCAUGGCACACUAGGUCUACUCUCCGUCUUUGAAAUUGACUUUUGAAACUGGAAUUUUUUUUAUUUUUUGUCUGCAUCAGCGAUCCUAGCCACUCAAACAUGGUCAUCUCUGUUAAUGCACUAGUUGUAUUUUGACUGGAUGUUUCCUGUUAUGUUACAAAGGUUUGCAGUGUUGAUGCUGUAGAAGCCAGUUAGCAUGAGGUAAUAUGAACGUGCAAGAUUAACAGGUAUAAUCAGUCAAGAUUUCUCAAGUCUUAGAGACUGCUAUGUGUAGAGGGAAGGGUUAUUUGUUGCCUGUACUGUGAUACUUGUUUCAGUGUACUUAUUAUUCAUGCUCUUUGUGGAUCUCCCAGAAUGACUAUGCAUCAUUUCGUUUUCAUGCAUGGUUUGACUUGCAGUUAGAACAUUUCUUCUUGAGAUAAUUUCAAAUGACUCUGCAAGUGCUCAUAUUUACUGUACUGGUUAUGACUGUGAUCUCUUCAGGGUAAAAAUCUUUGCUCUGCUCUUAUCUGCAUACUGUUGACAGGCUGCCAUAAAAACAAGUAAUAGACUUUAUGUACAAAUCCUAAGUCGAGUGUUAUUUUAAAAAAAACCCAAACCAUACUAAUCCGCAAUUUUUCCGCAGGUUUUCAGAUUCCAAUCCUGCCGUCCAAAAAGUAGAUUAUUACGCAACAAAGAAAGAAAUUUUGCAACUUAUUUAAUCUUGGCUAAAUUCUGGAAAACGGUCUAAAAAAUUAGUACUUACAUAAACUCUAGUCAGCCAUUGGUUAAUGAUUUGUUUAUGCUGCUUCCUGUUACAUUUUCCCAUUUAAACUGCUCAGAGCAGUUACUUCUUAUUACAGGAAAACAAAAUAAAAUCUUAUAGGAGAGUCAGUUUCCCUUGUCAGUGCAGUAAAGCCUCUUUUUCUUCUGUUUCUAUGUUAUAUUGUGGACUCUGGAAGCCGCUGCCCUCUUGGGACUCGAACCGUUUUUACUAAGAUCUGUCAACCAUUUGAACGACAGCAUUUGUUACUGUAAAUUAAUUUUUAUAAGUUAACAAAUAAACCUCCUCUCUUUGUCUUUUGUUACAUUACUGAAUUUGUUAUAAAUGCAGGUGUAUUGAUAUUUGAUUAUCAUAAUAUUACUAGAUAAUGUGCAGAUCUUUUAACUGUCACAAAUAGAUAACAUUGAAUGUUAUAACCUUGGCAGAAUUUCCCGUGUUGGCAGGCUUUGUGUUCUGCAUGUAUGCCAUCCUGGAAGGUGAACUUAAAAUGAGAAAUGUGGAAAUUUCAUGUUUAAAUAAUAUAACAUUAAAUAAAUGUUUUAUC
Molecule: messenger RNA, 4380 nt
Organism: Archocentrus centrarchus (flier cichlid)
Lineage: Eukaryota; Metazoa; Chordata; Actinopteri; Cichliformes; Cichlidae
Gene: rtkna
Product: rhotekin a
Exons: 11
Coding region: 622-2697 (691 amino acids)
Biological process (GO): mitotic cytokinesis; septin ring organization; signal transduction
Cellular component (GO): actomyosin contractile ring
Source: RefSeq, a predicted model, not a curated record